Messenger RNA from Antrostomus carolinensis (chuck-will's-widow), 1437 nucleotides. Its product is annotated as pikachurin-like. The record is from RefSeq and is a predicted model, not a curated record. Gene Ontology annotation, molecular function: protein binding. The annotation marks the transcript as partial. The transcript has 11 exons. NCBI's taxonomy places the organism in Eukaryota, Metazoa, Chordata, Aves, Caprimulgiformes, Caprimulgidae.
CUGGGACCUCCUCUGGAUAUACUGCUGGAUUCACUGAACUGCACAGCGUUCAGCGUGCAAUGGAGGAUGCCAAAGCAGCAUGCAAGCACCAUCACGGGAUAUACGGUCUUUUACUCAGAGAUUGAAGAUGACAAAGUGGUUAAACAGCUCUCACAUGAUGUUCCCCUGAGUUUGGAUAUGCUUAGCACGGGUCAACUUGAAGGACAAGCAAUUUUUGAGGUUGUUAUCGGUGAUCUGAAGCCAGGCACUGCACACCGUGUUAGCGUUGGAGCAUAUGGCUGGGCAGGGAAAGGACGACCCAGCAUGCCCCGAGAUGUGACAACCUUACCGCAAGAUAAGUGCAUGCCCCCUGUACCACCAUUUCAACCCCAGAUUGUGGUAGUUUCUGAUUCAGAAGUUGCGUUAUCCUGGAAGCCCGGAGUGAGCGAAGGAAGUUCUCCCAUCCAGUAUUACACAGUGGAGUUUAUCAGGCCAGACCUUGACAGCAAUUGGACAGUAAUAAGAGAACAGAUCCAGAUGGAAUCCAUGGUUCUCAAGGGACUUCUCCCAAAUACCAAAUAUCAGUUUGCGGUCCGAGCAGCAAACUCCCAUGGAUCCAGCCCCGCCAGUGCACCGAGCGACAUCAUCCGAACGUUCAGCUCUGAGGAGUUAGGAAGUGGAAGCUAUGGGCAUCGGUAUAUUACAGACACAGUGACUGGUGAUGAUGAUGGAUUUGAUAUCGAUGAUUCAGACUACGACAUUUACAUAGAAGAGCUCAGACCGCUUCCUGCUAUCAAAGGAGGCAACAGAAAAUUUCUGGUUGAAACUAAGGUCACACCAGGGUCUAGUUCCAGGCUCCUGUCACGGGUCCUUACAACCACGUCUGAAGCCACUACUUCUACUCCCACCACGACACAGUCUUCAAUCACAGAGAGGGAGACUACGGCUUGGGCAGCAAGGAGGGGUGGCAUGUCUUCUGCAACACGCCUCUUUGAUCUCUCCUGUGAUGAGACCAUCUGUUCUGCAGACAGCUUUUGCGUCAAUGACUAUGACCGUGGUGGCUCACGCUGCCACUGCAACUUGGGAAAAGGAGGAGAGACCUGUGCAGAAGAUAUUAUUAUCCAGUACCCUCAGUUCUUUGGCUACUCAUACAUCACUUUUGAACCACUGAAAAACUCCUAUCAGACAUUUCAAAUUACCCUUGAAUUCAGGGCUGAAUCAGAAGAUGGUUUGCUGCUAUACUGUGGAGAAAAUGAACACGGUCGUGGUGAUUUUAUGUCACUAGCAAUCAUCAGACGUAGUCUCCAGUUCAGGUUCAACUGUGGCACUGGAGUUGCAGUCAUAACAAGUGAAAACAAAAUCAAGCUGGGGAACUGGCACAGUGUCAUGUUGUUCAGAGACGGGGUGAAUGGCUGGCUCAGGAUGGACAAUGAUGCUCCAGUGACAGGAGAAUCUCAG